AUGCUACCCGGGGUGGGGGUGUUCGGCACCGGCCUGACGGCGCGGGUGAUCGUGCCGCUGCUGAAGGCGGAGGGCUUCGCCGUGAAGGCGCUGUGGGGCCGCACGCCCGAGGAGGCGGAGGAGCUGGCCAAGGAGAUGAGCGUCCCCUUCUACACCAGCCGCAUCGAUGAGGUUCUGCUGCACCAGGACGUCGACUUGGUCUGCGUCAACUUACCGCCGCCGCUCACCCGGCAGGUCGCCGUCAAGACCCUGGGCCAGGAGCUCAGCUUGGGAUGCUCCUUAUUGUUAGGCAUUGGAAAAAAUGUCAUCUGUGACCGAACAGCGACUCCACUGGAUGCCUUUAGGAUGAUGACUGCAGCUCAUUAUUACCCAAAGCUCAUGAGCAUCAUGGGGAAUGUUUUGCGCUUCCUGCCUGCUUUUGUGAAGAUGAAGCAGCUGAUCCAGGAGGGUUAUGUAGGGGAGCUGCUGGUGUGUGAGGUCCAGGUUCAUAGUGGAAGCCUCCUAGGCAAGAAGUACAACUGGAGCUGUGAUGACCUGAUGGGAGGUGGGGGCUUGCACUCAGUUGGCACCUACAUCAUCGACCUCCUGACUUUUCUCACCAGCCAGAAGGCUGUGAAAGUACAUGGGUUGCUCAAGACCUUUGUAAAGCAGACAGACCACAUCAAGGGGAUACGGCAGAUCACCAGCGAUGACUUCUGUACAUUUCAGAUGGUCUUGGAAGGUGGCGUCUGCUGCACAGUGACACUCAACUUCAAUGUCCCUGGGGAGUUCAAACAAGACAUUAUUGUGGUGGGUUCAGCAGGACGGCUGAUUGUAAUAGGCACUGAUCUCUAUGGACAGAGCAACAGCUCUCCUCAGCGGGAGCUCCUACUAAAGGACUCCACACCAGUCAGCAAUUCCUUACUUCCAGAGAAAGCCUUCAGUGACAUCCCAUCCCCCUAUCUGCGGGGCACCAUUAAGAUGGUUCAAGCUGUCCGUCAGGCAUUUGAGGACCAGGAUGACAGGAGGACCUGGGACGGGAGGCCUCUUACAAUGGCUGCCACUUUUGAUGACUGUCUGUAUGCCCUGUGUGUGGUGGACAGCAUUAAAAAGUCAAACCAGUUGGGAGAGUGGCAGAACAUUUCAAUCAUGACGGAGGAGCCAGAACUGAGCCCAGCAUACUUAAUCAGUGAAGCCAUGCGGAAGAGCAGGAUGUCUCUGUACUGCUAG
Indicator indicator is the source of this 1209-nucleotide messenger RNA. RefSeq names its product glucose-fructose oxidoreductase domain containing 1 (gene GFOD1). The coding region runs from base 1 to 1209 and encodes 402 amino acids. The record is from RefSeq and is a predicted model, not a curated record. Gene Ontology annotation, molecular function: nucleotide binding. The transcript is spliced from 4 exons. Lineage: Eukaryota; Metazoa; Chordata; Aves; Piciformes; Indicatoridae.